Molecule: messenger RNA, 978 nt
Organism: Harpia harpyja (harpy eagle)
Lineage: Eukaryota; Metazoa; Chordata; Aves; Accipitriformes; Accipitridae
Gene: NKX2-4
Product: NK2 homeobox 4
Exons: 3
Coding region: 1-978 (325 amino acids)
Biological process (GO): regulation of transcription by RNA polymerase II; cell differentiation
Cellular component (GO): nucleus
Molecular function (GO): DNA-binding transcription factor activity, RNA polymerase II-specific; RNA polymerase II cis-regulatory region sequence-specific DNA binding
Source: RefSeq, a predicted model, not a curated record
AUGUCGCUGAGCCCCAAGCACACGACGCCCUUCUCGGUCACCGACAUCCUCAGCCCGAUGGAGGAGAGCUACAAGAAGUUCGGCGGCAUGGACGGGGCGGGCGGGCUGGGCGCGCCCCUCGGGCCCUACCGCCAGCCGCCGGUGCCGGCCGCCGCCGCCGCCGCCGUGCCGCAGCACGUCGUGGCCGGUCCCACCGGGGCCACCGCCUACCACAUGCCCCACGGCGUCUCCCAGUUCCCGCACGGCGCCGUCGGGGGCUACUGCAACGGCGGGCUGGGCAACAUGGGCGAGCUGCCCGCCUACCCCGAGGGGAUGCGGAGCGGCGCGGCGGCGGGCGGCGGCUGGUACGGGGCCGGCGGCGACCCCCGCUACUCCAGCAUCUCCAGGUUCAUGGGCCCGUCGGCGGGGAUGAACGUGACCGGGAUGGGCGGCCUGAGCGGCAUCGCCGAGGGCGCCAAGGCCAUCGUGCCGCUCCACGCGGCCCCGCGGAGGAAGAGGAGGGUGCUCUUCUCCCAGGCACAGGUCUACGAGCUGGAGCGGCGCUUCAAGCAGCAGAAGUAUCUGUCGGCGCCGGAGCGGGAGCACCUGGCCAGCCUGAUCCACCUCACCCCCACCCAGGUGAAGAUCUGGUUCCAGAACCACCGCUACAAGAUGAAGCGCCAGGCCAAGGACAAGGCGGCCGCCCAGCAGCUGCACCCCGACGGCGGCGGCGGAGGCGGCCUCUGCCAGCAGCACUCGCCCCGCCGCGUCGCCGUGCCCGUGCUGGUGAAGGACGGCAAGCCCUGCCCGCCGCCGGGCAGCGGCACCCCGGCCCCCGGGCAGCCCGCCCCCCCCCCCGCGGCCGACCUGGAGGAGCUGUCGUCCAGCCCGCCGGCGCUGCACGGCCAGGUGCCCCCCCUGGCCCCCAUGGACUCGGCCGGCGUCGACUACAACGGCGGUAUGGUCAGCCCCAACCUGCUCUACGGCAGGACGUGGUAA